Messenger RNA from Racocetra persica, 1179 nucleotides. The record is from the annotation of a GenBank genome assembly. Lineage: Eukaryota; Fungi; Glomeromycota; Glomeromycetes; Diversisporales; Gigasporaceae.
AUGCCUAAUUCAGUACUUGACACAUCCACAAGCCAACUUUCAACAAUACCACAUGGCAAUAAAGUUCAACAUCCCCUCGGUGGUGGUUCUUAUGUAUUCAAAAAAAAUUACGUUGAUUACAUUAUAAGUCAGGUAACCAAACCAGAAAUAAAGAUAAGUAUAGGAGCCCAGCCCAAUGGUUCGCCACAUUUUGGUACCUUGACUACCUUCUCUUUAGCUUUCUCGCUAGCCCAAAAACUACAAGAGAAAAAAAAAGUAUCUGUUGUUUUAGAAUUAGUGGAUACCGCUAAAGAUCAUGAUCAGGAUUGUUUUUUUGAUGGCAUUGGUUAUCAAAAAAGCCUUUCUUAUACUGGUAAAAUUGAUCAAUACCUGAAUUAUUAUCAGGAAUUAUUGGAAAAAUUAAAGUCCUAUUCCGGUGUGAAUUUUGAAAUAAAAUAUCAAACCGAUUUCAAUUCUCACGAAAAAAUACCAGAAAUAAUUGGCAAGCUGAUUAAUAAAAGGGAGCGAGUUGGCGCUUUGCUGUCUCCUGAAACAAAGUGCUUAGCGUUUAGAGCUGCUUGCCCGCGUCCCGAAUGUGGUUUAGCCGACAAACAUGGACUAAAAAAUUCCUAUGAUGAUAAAAAGAUUAAGUUUUUUUGUCCUAAACAUGGUGAUUACUUAAUCGAUUUUGAAAAAGAGCCCUGUAAGUUGGAGUAUAACACUCCCUUAAGAAAUUUAGUCAAAGGAAUAGUAUACUCAGAAGAUAAUAAGAACAAAAAUAUUAAUCAUGCUUGGAUUAGAGUGACCGGAAGUGAUUAUGCUGGAACCUACCAAGAACAAAUUCUCUAUAAAGGUGCCUCCAUAUUAGAAACUAAUGCCAAUGAUUUACCUUUUAUAGUUUACUGUCCGUUGGUAACUGAUUGGUCUGGCUCUAAAUUGUCUAAAUCACUUUACGUUGCAGGAGAUGCUUACGAAUAUUUGUGUCAACAAGAACUCGAUUGUUUUAUUGACUAUAGUAAAUUUGAAGAGAGAUUUGGCAGUGAUGGGUUAGAAAAGCUGUAUCAAGAGGUCAGUUUAUGGUUGGAUGAAUCAUAUAGACUAUUCAGAAAUUAUAGUAUUCAUUAUUUCGAUGCCUUAUUCAAUAAACGAGUAAUUCAUCAAGGACCAGUGAUUUCUGGAAGACAAGCCUUUGAAUUAUAA